Eimeria necatrix is the source of this 426-nucleotide messenger RNA. RefSeq lists its product as hypothetical. NCBI's taxonomy places the organism in Eukaryota, Apicomplexa, Conoidasida, Eucoccidiorida, Eimeriidae. The transcript is spliced from 3 exons. The coding region runs from base 1 to 426 and encodes 141 amino acids. The record is from RefSeq and is a predicted model, not a curated record.
AUGUUCAAAUGGUUCAUUUUAGCCUCCGUCUUCGGCUUAUUGGGGCCUGGAGCUUCAAAGAGCGCGGCUGAAAGCGCCGGACUAGCGCUGCGUGAAGCUGCAAAAGAGCAGCAGCAGCAGCAGCAGCAGCAGCAGGCUGCUGCCGGCAGCCAGCAGAACGCAACUUACCUAGCGAAUCUGAUGAGCUCUCCUCCAAACAUUGCUUUAAAGGUGCAGCCGGCGCGGAGUUUGCGUUUCAGCAAGUCGCAGCUGAAUAGUUUGUUGAUAGAUCUGCGGCACGAAAUAAAGGCUCAACUGCAGGCGAAAUGGCCGAGGAUGAAAGACAGAGGCAAAAGAUCUCUUCGACUUGGGCUGCUCAAGGCUCUCCCAUUUGGGUUCCCAAGGAAGCACGGGGAGCAGCAGCAGCAGCAGCAGCAGCAGAAAUGA